Purpureocillium lilacinum is the source of this 2100-nucleotide messenger RNA. The record is from RefSeq and is a predicted model, not a curated record. Lineage: Eukaryota; Fungi; Ascomycota; Sordariomycetes; Hypocreales; Ophiocordycipitaceae.
AUGGACGAAAGCGGGCAUUAUCCCUGGGUCAGCGGACCCUCGCCACCCUCUGACUAUGACUGGGAGGGCCCGGACUCCCUAGUUCUCAAGUACGGAGAUGACCCUUUCGUCAAGGCAGCGCGCGACCCCCGGGCCGCACAGAAGCUUCUCGCCGAUGGGGUAAGCGUCAGCCCCGAAGGAGUAUUCGCUGCGGUCGAGAGCGGUCAUAUUGACACCCUUGAGGUUCUUUUCGAAGAAGGCAUUUCGCCAAACAUCAGGUCCAGCGCGGCCUCAUCUCCUGAUGCUGGCGUCCGGAUUGGCUGGGACACUCGCGACGUCACCAUUUCGUUCCGCGAUGUGCAUUUCUACAAUGAGUGGCAGGAGUGGUUCCCGCUGCAAAUCAUAGCACGAACGAACGAGCUGUCGCUAAGCCAAGAAGGCCUGGAGCGGCAAUAUAAUAUGAUGCGCUUCUUGCUUAGACAGGGCGCCAACCCGUAUGCUCUGUACCGGGAGGUUCUUUGGCGGUCAGAUCCGUACCCCUUUCCUGGCGAGUCGCAUGAUGAACAGGUGGAUCCCCCGUUUGAAGACAACUACUCCGAGACUCUGCCUAUCCCAGGCCGUGUGUACGGCACACGAAGUGUGAUACAUUCCCUUUUCGAAGAUGGUGGCCAAGUGCUGCCUUUCUUCGAUGAAGACUUUGCGCUGGCUCUGGAAUGCCGCGAUCCGCAGGGACGGACCAUCCUCCACUCAGCCUGCCGAAGCGCAUUGGGUGCAGAUGCAUUAUUGGGAGUUUCCCUCAAGGACAUCGAACCGAAUAGACAUGAUCGAAAGGUCUUUGCGACCGAGGAUGAAACUUCACUGUUCCACGCCCUUCGGCUACGAAACGCUGAUUUACUUGCUGUCGACAAUAACGGGAAGAAUAUUCUUCACCAGCUCCUGGACGCCAACCGGCCCUGGUCCUUCAGUAACAGGCCGCCGUCAAUGCGCGAUGCCCUCUGCUACGUGCUUGCCAAUCUGCCCCAGCUAAUUAACAAGCCUGACCGGCACGGAACAUAUCCUCUGCACUCCGCGUUCCAGCUAUGGCGUCGCCAUCCGUAUUUCAGCGACGCGGGCGAUGAAGUUGGCCUUGAGUCGAUCAUUGAGCAGCUUCUCGCCGCUGGGGCCAACCCACUUGCCAGAGAUGGUAGGGGUAACACGGCCCUGCACUAUUUGGCGGUUAACGGCCUCGCCGAGCAGCUUCACGGAGAGGCAACUCGGCGAACAUUUCGGCGCUUUGUUGACCUGAGCGUGGAUAUCAACGCGCGUAAUAUAGCGGGACGUACCGCAAUUGAAUUGUUUCUAGACGAUGACGGAAGCACGGCGGUGUUCCGCGCCACAGCAUAUCUGAGCGAGUCGCUUGUCUACUGGAGCCUCCAGGAAGACAAGUCGAAUUCAUUCUAUGCGGAUCUCUUGAGCAGUACGGGCAUACCCAAAACUAAGAUGAAAUUUGGUGAUUAUUAUCGGUACCAGAGCUGUUCUCCAGGUGCGGAGCCCGAAGAUUCAUGUCACGCCUUCGGCAUCGAUUAUGGUACGCCUAUUCCCGAUGGCUUCGGUGCAGGCGAUGUGGCAGAUCCGCAGAAAGUGGCGGCCAAGGCCCUCGACAACUCUCAGAGUCUGGUAGAGCAAGUGAGCAGCGUCCUCCUCCAACUAAAGCUCCGCUGCUUUGGCGGCGAUAGCUUCGAGCUUGUGGAUAGCAUAUCCUUGCCGAUUCUUAUGAUUGUCCAAGCGGUCGAAAGCAUGUCGCAUGUAGAAACCGUGGCGGGUGAGAUUGAAGAGGCAAAGCGCAAGACCAUCAUCCUGGCCUUCUUGGGUGCUAUCCUCUUGUUUGUACCCAUCGCAGGACAAGUACUGGGCGCCUUGACAGAGUUGGCCGACUUGGCAAUCAUCCUAACGAUCCUAGGAGCCGUGGGCAAUGCGGCACUGGACGUCUACACCAUUGUUGACGACCCAGAUAAUGCGCCUCUCGCGAUCUUUAGCCUCGUGCUGGAACCUCUUGCUCUGGCGGAUCUAGCUAAAAUAAGGACUGUGUCGAAGAGAAUGGGUAUGAUAAAGAAGGUGACCGGGACUUGCAGCAGGAAAUAA